CGAAAUUAGUGUUACUAGAAAUUCAGUAUCGAACUCUAUAUCAAUAUGCAACGGUUAGUUGUGUUUGCUGUUCUAAUAGUAGCUGGUCAAAGUCUGGAUUCUAAGCUUGUAGCUGAAUUCGUUGAAAAAGCUACGGAAAUUGGUACAGAGUGUGCUAAGGAAACGAAAGCUAGUAGUGAUGAUAUUGCCAGAAUUAUCAAUCACCAAAUGCCAGAAACAAAAGAAGGAAAAUGUAUGAUCUCUUGUUUCUAUAAAACUUUCAAAAUGCAAAAUGAAGAUGGUUCCUUCAAUCCGAAUGGAGGAUCAGAAUGGAUGGAAAGAAUCAAAAAAAGCGAUGAAGUUGAACAUGGAAAGAUCCAACAAAUUUUCAACGAAUGCAUGAAGCCAGAUAACUACGACUCAUCCGAUCAUUGUCAAACUGCAGCAAAUGUGGCAACAUGUGUAUUUGAAACAGCGAAAAAGGUUGGACUGUCAUCUGAAAUCAUGAACUUCUGAAGCCGAGUUCUGAAAUAUUUGAAUAUAUGUAUAAUAGACCUGUCCUAUCAUGUGACUUGAUAUCCGAUAAUACUUGUAUUGUAGUGUCCAUUGAAUAAAUUCUUGAAAUUUG
Phaedon cochleariae (mustard beetle) is the source of this 607-nucleotide messenger RNA. The record is from the annotation of a GenBank genome assembly. Lineage: Eukaryota; Metazoa; Arthropoda; Insecta; Coleoptera; Chrysomelidae.